Messenger RNA from Pundamilia nyererei, 1803 nucleotides. RefSeq names its product PR domain containing 14 (gene prdm14). Gene Ontology annotation, biological process: regulation of transcription by RNA polymerase II. Lineage: Eukaryota; Metazoa; Chordata; Actinopteri; Cichliformes; Cichlidae. The transcript has 8 exons. Bases 1 to 1803 code for a protein of 600 amino acids. Gene Ontology annotation, cellular component: nucleus. Gene Ontology annotation, molecular function: RNA polymerase II transcription regulatory region sequence-specific DNA binding; protein binding. The record is from RefSeq and is a predicted model, not a curated record.
AUGUCGGUGUCCGUGUCCAGCAUCCCUGUAAUGCUGAAGGAGAAGAGCUAUCCAGCCGGCAUGCUGAAGGGCAGUCCUGCCCGCGGCUUCUACCCAGCUCCUCUCCCCGGCCCUCAUCACUAUGUGGACUUCUUCCCGCGUACGCACAACCUUCUCCACCCGCUCAAGUCCCUCGGUCGUCUGGUGUCGGACGCUCAGGCUUCCCUGCCGCUCAGCCUGCACGGCGGGGCCACUCCCUUUCUCGGCCAGGCCGGCCACAACGCCUCGGUCCUCCACGAACACAUGUUGAGCGCCUCCAGCAUCCCGUAUCUGAGCCAGAUGUUGCCCGGACACCCACUCUACUCCAAACCGGAGGAGCUGGCUGCUGUGGUGACCGAACACGCCACCGGUCCGCUGUCUUCAGACUUCAGCAGCCCGUCCAGUGAACGGUCUUCUGCUCCUACAUCCGCCAACACACCGCCCAAGGAGAGCUUCCUUCGGCUCCGGGGCACGGACCAUUCCACAGAGAAAAAGGGCGCAUCGUACAACUUCAGUGAGGACGACUUGUUCACGGUGCUCUACGGAUACUCCGGCAGCCAGGAGCGUAGCGUGGGUCACGCCAUAUCAGGAGUGGCCCUGCCGGAAAACUCAAUUUCUGACUCGCACAUUUUCCCACUGGACAAAGAAACUCUUGAACUUCCAGAGGGGUUAACCAUUCUCCAGGCAUCCUGGGGAAACGCUUCGAGCUGUGGUGUUUUUGCGGAUAAACACAGUAUUCCUAAAGGCGCCCGUUUUGGACCUUUCCAAGGAAAACUAGUCAACACAAGCGAAAUUAAAAUAUACGACGAUAACACCUUGAUGUGGGAGGUGUUUGAGAACGGCCGCCUCAGUCACUUUGUGGACGGAAGAGGGGGAUCUGGUAACUGGAUGUCUCUGGUGAAGUGCGCUCGCUUUCCCGAGGAGCAGAACCUGGUUGCCGUGCAGGUCCAGGGCCAGAUAUUUUACGAGGCCUGCAAGGAGAUCACGCCAGGCCAGGAGCUUUUGGUGUGGUACGGAGACUGCUACAUCCAGUUCCUCGGGAUCCCCCUCACACUGAAAGACCCUAGAGAGGACAGCAACGCGGUGCCUCCCUCUGAAGAUUCAAGCGAAGGCUUCAAGUGUGACAGAUGUGGGAAGGUUUUUGCGUACAAAUACUACAGAGACAAACACCUGAAAUACACCCGCUGCGUGGAUCAGGGGGACAGGAAGUUUCCGUGUCACCUCUGCAACAGAUCUUUCGAGAAGAGGGACCGAUUACGGAUCCACAUCCUCCACGUCCACGAGAAACACAGACCUCACAAGUGCUCGGUUUGUGGGAAAAGCUUCUCCCAGUCCUCCAGUCUCAACAAACACAUGCGCGUGCACUCGGGUGAACGUCCGUACAAGUGUGUCUACUGCAAUAAGGCCUUCACUGCCUCCAGCAUUCUGCGCACACACAUCCGACAGCACUCCGGUGAGAGGCCCUUCAAGUGCAAGCACUGCGGGAAGGCCUUCGCCUCCCACGCCGCCCACGACAGCCACGUCCGUCGGACGCACGCCAGAGACAAGCCGUAUCCAUGCGAGCUGUGCGGAGUGUCUUUCCAAGAAGAGCAGGAGCUUAAAUACCACAUGAAAAGCCACAAAAAAAGGCAAAUCUUGGACAGCACCAUUCUCCCGUCUUCUCUGGAGAGAGGAUUGCAGGAGGAGUCCCUGUUUCCGCUGAAGGACCAUCAGAAGAAUAGCGGACAAAACUUUCCUUACAGCGGCUUAACAGUUUUAAAUCCAGAAUAUCGGCCCUGGAACUAG